Messenger RNA from Dreissena polymorpha, 771 nucleotides. RefSeq lists its product as uncharacterized. Bases 139 to 504 code for a protein of 121 amino acids. The record is from RefSeq and is a predicted model, not a curated record. The transcript is spliced from 4 exons. Lineage: Eukaryota; Metazoa; Mollusca; Bivalvia; Myida; Dreissenidae.
UAAUUUAUCUUCAAACGUUCUUAAAAAGUUUUUGGUUUUACAAAUGUUUGGCUGAUAACGAUUACGCAUUGACAAAGAAACUUGCAUACGCGUCAUAGUUAUAACUCUGUUUGAGUCGAAAGCAUCGUUGUCUUCAAGAUGUUUCUAAAGACUGUGCUAUUGGUCGUAUUUCUCUACAACGGACUUGUUAGUGGUUCAACCACGUGGCCAUACUACUAUACUACUGCAGCAUAUCCAACGACCGCAGCGGCUGGUUGCGGAGCUUGUCCAACCUGCCCACCCGGAUACAGCACGUACCAAACGAACAAUCAUGGUCAGUGCAGAUGCCUCUGUGAAUACACAGGAUAUUAUUAUCAAGCUUCUACACCGCAGCAUGUUGGACGUGGCGUACUGAUGCAGAUCCUACGGAACCUUCAGACCAACGCUGCUGCCCUCGAGCAGAUGGCCUCAGGGGUCAGCGACGAGGCAAACAUAGCAGAAAGCGUGGCAAAUAGCAGUAAAUAGUCAACAAAUUAUCCCAAAAGAAAAAAAUUGUGAUUUAUAAAUAUGACUGACGAUUUUCUGACAGUUCUUUUUCCAUCAAACCACGGCAACGUAUUAUUAGCGAAUAAAAAACCAUUAUAUAAUAAUGCAUCUUGUAUUUUCUGAAAUAUUAAAAACGUAUUCAUUCUAUUGAUCAUUGUAAUUUUGGUUUUGUUUGUUCAACAGUAUCAUGGAAGUAAAUAUGUAUCAUAUGGCUUUCAGAGAGAAUAAAUCCUUAUUUGAACUCGA